AUGGAGUGGGACAGCGAGUCCGACGGCGCCGGCAGCGUCGGCGCCGGCGAGGAGGAGCAGGAGGAGGAGGGGGAGGAGCGGGGAGGCGAGGGUGGAGGUGGCGACGCCGGGGGAGCUGGUGGGAUGUUCACGUUCGCGAUUGAAGGCAUGCUGCGCGCGUCCGGGCCGUGCGGGCUCGUCGUCACCGACGCGCUCGAGCCCGACUGCCCCAUCAUCUACGUCAACCGCGGCUUCGAGGAAGCCACGGGCUACCGCGCCGAGGAGGUCCUCGGCAGGAACUGCCGAUUCCUUCAGUGCAGAGGACCAUUUGCUCGAAGGAGGCACCCCCUAGUUGAUGCUGCAGUGGUGUCAGAGAUUCGAAGAUGCAUAGACAACGGCAUUGAAUUCCGUGGCGAUUUACUAAAUUUCAGAAAAGAUGGAACUCCAUUGAUGAACAGGUUGCAUCUGACCCCUAUAUAUGGAGAUGAUGAAACCAUAACCCAUUAUAUGGGCAUUCAGUUCUUCACUGAUGCUAAUGUUGAUUUGGGACCAUUGCCCUGUUCAAUGACAAAGGAACCAGUGAGGUCAACACGGUUUGCUCCAGAUAACUCAUUUCGACCCAUUUCUACGGGGCCAGAGCACAGCAAUUUUUGCCGGGAAUAUUCUAGCCUCUUCCAAUUAACAGAUGAAGUGCUUUGCCAAAGUAUACUGUCAAGGUUGUCACCAAGAGAUAUAGCGUCUGUGAGCUCUGUGUGCAGGCGCUUGUAUCAUUUGACAAGAAAUGAAGAUCUCUGGAGAAUGGUUUGCCAGAAUGCUUGGGGUAGUGAGACUACUCGAGCUCUUGAGACAGUGCCUGCCGCAAGAUGGCUGGGCUGGGGUCGGCUGGCAAGAGAACUGACAACCCUGGAAGCUGUUGCCUGGAGGAAAUUGACAGUUGGGGGUGCAGUGGAGCCAUCUCGAUGCAAUUUCAGUGCCUGUGCUGUGGGGAACCGUGUUGUUCUCUUUGGUGGGGAAGGUGUUAACAUGCAACCGAUGAAUGACACGUUUGUAUUGGAUUUGAAUGCUAGCAAUCCAGAGUGGAGGCAUAUCAAUGUGAGCGCAGCUCCUCCAGGUCGCUGGGGCCAUACUCUGUCAUGCUUAAAUGGCUCUUGGUUGGUUGUUUUUGGUGGAUGUGGAAGGCAGGGUCUGCUUAACGAUGUAUUCAUGUUGGAUUUGGAUGCAAAACAACCAACCUGGCGUGAAAUACCUGGAGUUGCACCCCCAGUUCCGCGUUCAUGGCACAGCUCCUGCACUUUGGAUGGAACGAAGUUGGUAGUUUCUGGUGGCUGUGCUGAUUCAGGUGUACUCCUCAGUGACACAUAUCUUCUUGAUGUAACCAUGGAUAGACCAGUUUGGAGAGAAGUUCCUGCAUCCUGGAAACCGCCUUCUAGGCUGGGGCACUCAAUGUCUGUGUAUGGUGGCAGGAAGAUCCUGAUGUUUGGUGGUCUUGCUAAGAGCGGCCCUCUGCGGCUCCGGUCUAGUGAUGUGUACACAAUGGACUUAAGUGAAGAAGAGCCUUGCUGGCGAUGCCUCACUGGUAGUGGAAUGCCUGGGGCUGGUAAUCCAGCUGGUGCAGGUCCACCUCCUCGCCUGGAUCAUGUUGCUGUCAGCCUGCCAGGUGGAAGAAUUUUGAUAUUUGGUGGCUCAGUGGCAGGUCUUCACUCGGCAUCACAGCUUUAUCUGUUGGAUCCAACUGAAGAAAAGCCGACCUGGAGAAUACUGAAUGUUCCUGGGCGCCCUCCCCGGUUCGCCUGGGGCCACAGCACCUGUGUUGUUGGAGGAACAAAAGCGAUAGUGCUUGGUGGACAAACUGGAGAAGAGUGGAUGCUUACAGAAAUACAUGAGCUUUCUUUGGCAAGCAAUCCAGUUUGA
This is a messenger RNA of Miscanthus lutarioriparius, 1890 nucleotides long. Lineage: Eukaryota; Viridiplantae; Streptophyta; Magnoliopsida; Poales; Poaceae. The record is from the annotation of a GenBank genome assembly.